Balaenoptera acutorostrata (minke whale) is the source of this 1767-nucleotide messenger RNA. RefSeq names its product translin associated factor X interacting protein 1 (gene TSNAXIP1). The transcript is spliced from 13 exons. Gene Ontology annotation, cellular component: cytoplasm. Lineage: Eukaryota; Metazoa; Chordata; Mammalia; Artiodactyla; Balaenopteridae. The record is from RefSeq and is a predicted model, not a curated record.
AUGACUACGGGCUGUAAACUACCACAGCUUCCCAGGCCACGAGUGCUGGCUGCCCGGCUGCCCUAGGGUCAUGGACUCCCCGAAGCCGCAGCGCCCCAGCUUCGCGACCACGUCGAGAGCACACUUGCGACCUUUAGGAGUGAUCGUAGAUGAUUCCUUCCUCACAGAAGCCAAGAAUACCCAGAAACGCAAGCUUUCUCAGAAACGGAAGACGCUGCUGCCCACCAGAGGGAGAAGAUUCGGGCUCUGGAGCCCCUGAAGGCGAAGCUUGUCACUGUGAACGAGGACUGCAACGAGAGGAUCCUGGCCAUGAGGGCUAAGGAGAGAUAUGAAAUCUCCAUGCUGAAGAAAGAGAAGAUGAAUUUGCUAAAACUCAUUGAUAAGAAGAAUGAGGAGAAGAUCUCAUUGCAGAGUGAGGUGACCAAACUGAGGAAGAACUUAGCUGAGGAGUAUCUGCGCUACCUCAGCGAGCGAGAUGCCCGUAAAAUCCUUAUUGCAGACCUGAAUGAGCUACGGUACCAGCGGGAAGACAUGUCACUAGCCCAAUCCCCAGGUGUCUGGGGGGAGGACCCCGUGAAGUUAACAAUGGCUCUGAAGAUGGCCCGGCAAGACCUGACCCGCACGCAGAUGGAACUCAACACCAUGAAGGCCAACUUUGGAGACGUGGUGCCCAGAAGGGACUUUGAAAUGCAGGAGAAGACCCUCAAGGAUCUGCAGGAGCAGGAGAUCCAGCGCACCUCCACACCACGGCCAGACUGGUCCAAGUGCGAAGAUGUGGUGGCUGGAGGACGAGAUCGCUGGCAAAUGCUGGCCGAGGGCAAGAACAGCGACCAGCUGGUGGAUGUGCUCCUGGAGGAGAUUGGCGAGGGGCUGCUCCGGGAGAAAGACUUCUUCCCUGGUCUGGGUUAUGGGGAAUCCAUCCCCCCUUUCCUUCGAUUUGAUGGUGUUGUGGAGAACAAGAAGCCAACCAAGAAGGAUGUGGUAAACCUCCUCAAGGAUGCCUGGAAGGAACGUAUCACUGAGGAGCAGAAAGAGAAGUUCCCAGAUUUCUUCUUCAAUUUCCUGGAGCGUCGCUUUGGGCCUGGUGAUGCCAUGGCCUGGGCUUACACCAUUUUUGAAUAUACCAAGCUCUUCCACUCCAGUGAGGUCAUGAGUCAGUUCUAUGCAGUCUUGAUGGGAAAGAGGAAAGAGAGUGUGUACAUCAAGCAGAAGGAGACAAUAGCACAGCUGCUGAAGGAGAUGACCAAUGCUGACAGCCAGAACGAGGGGCUACUAACCAUGGAGCAGUUAAGCACUGCCCUCAAGAGUACCUUCCCCUUCAAGAAGGACGAGAGAAUUCAGGAGUUGAUGGAGGCAGGGGGCUGGCAUCCCAGCAGCAGCAAUGCAGACUUGCUCAACUACUGCGUAUUAUUUAUGGAGGACGAGGAGGGCCAGAGCAUGCCCUUUGUGCAAAAGCUGUGGGAACAGUACAUGGAUGAAAAGGAUGAAUACUUACAGGAGUUAAAGCAGGAGCUGGACCUGGAACUCCACGAUGAGGUGACCCUACCCAAGGUACGUGAGGCCUUGAUGAACAUUGAUCCCAGCCUGGACAAGCAGACCCUCAACAGCUAUUUGAGCCAGGCCUUCCAGCUCCCCAUGACAGAACUGCCAGAAGAGGGCGAGGAAAAGGAAGAGGGCAUUGUGAUAAGGCUCCAGACUGCACUGGAACAGCUUCAGAUGAGUGAUGUUAGGCGUAUGGGGCCCCGAGAGCAGGAACCUGCAAGCUGA